Purpureocillium lilacinum is the source of this 279-nucleotide messenger RNA. Lineage: Eukaryota; Fungi; Ascomycota; Sordariomycetes; Hypocreales; Ophiocordycipitaceae. The record is from RefSeq and is a predicted model, not a curated record.
AUGGUGGCCAGCGACGCCGCCUACCCCAGAGUCGAGAUGGACAUCGCCGAGCCCGUCACGCCCGCCGGUAGCACCAGCGGCGCCCCGCGCAAGGCCAAGGAGGAGUACAUCAUCUCGAAGCUCGCAGACCAGGACUUUGACAUGAAGAAGCUGCCGAACCCCAUGGUCCCGCGCCACGGCGUCGACCCUCAGCUCUUCCCUAAGGGCGUGACGCUGGAGAUGGAGAGGCACUGGAUGGCGCAAAUUGAGGCCAUCCGGGCCCGUCAGCAGAAGCAGUAG